Messenger RNA from Penicillium expansum, 174 nucleotides. RefSeq lists its product as uncharacterized. Lineage: Eukaryota; Fungi; Ascomycota; Eurotiomycetes; Eurotiales; Aspergillaceae. The record is from RefSeq and is a predicted model, not a curated record. The transcript has a single exon. The coding region runs from base 1 to 174 and encodes 57 amino acids.
AUGCUCAGAUAUAGUGGUCUUUUUAGCCUAGUUUGUAACUCGCCAGUCCAGGGACAGGUUGUAACAAGGGUCUCACUUUUCCUUCACUUUACUUCUGGAGGUCUGAAGUCACUCUCCAACAUGAACAAUGCCACGAAGGUGUCCGCAACGAGAUUACAGAUCACUAGCAAUUAA